Molecule: messenger RNA, 2276 nt
Organism: Etheostoma spectabile (orangethroat darter)
Lineage: Eukaryota; Metazoa; Chordata; Actinopteri; Perciformes; Percidae
Product: sorting nexin-7-like
Biological process (GO): piecemeal microautophagy of the nucleus; protein transport; reticulophagy
Cellular component (GO): phagophore assembly site; early endosome
Molecular function (GO): phosphatidylinositol binding
Source: RefSeq, a predicted model, not a curated record
UUAGCGGAAGUGCUGUUGUCGCUCGCUCUCGGUGUCUUUCCGCCGUUCUGAAGUUGUCUGGAAGUUUACCUUUUCAGGUUUGGCCCAUGAGCUCAGUUGGUUUCAACAGUUUGGAAGUAAGAUGAGCGGACAGACGGUGCCCGCGGACUUCUCGGGACACAUGCUGGACCUGGACGAGGACGAAGACCUGGAGGUUUUCAGCAAGAACACAUCGCUGGCUGAUGGAAGUCCCAUGCCUACCUCUCCCAGCUCCAUGGUCAACCAGUACAGACUGGAGGAGGAGCAGCAGGACGCCAACACCAGAGACCUCUUCGUCAGCGUUGAUAACCCAGAGAGCCAUGUCACGGCCAUCGAAACCUUCAUCAUGUACAGAGUGGUGACCAAGACCACUCGGAGCGAGUUUGACUCCAGUGAGUUCGAGGUGCGCCGGCGCUACCAGGACUUCCUGUGGCUCCGAAGCAGACUGGAAGAAAACCACCCGACACUCAUUGUCCACCCGCUGCCGGAGAAGUUCGUGAUGAAGGGCAUGGUAGAGCUCAACGACGACUUCAUCGAGACCAGGCGGAAAGCCCUGCACCGCUUCCUCAACAAGAUCUCCGCGCACCCCAUACUGUCUUACAGCCAGCACUUCAAAGUCUUCCUCACUGCUGAGGAGUUGAUGUCUCACAAGAAGCAGGGUCCGGGCUUCCUGAGCAGGAUGGGGGAGACGGUGAGGGCGGUGGCCAACUCGGUGCGAGGCCUGAGGAGCCGGCCCGAGGAGUUCACGCUGAUGCAGGAGUAUGUGGAGGACUUCAGUACCAAGAUCUGCUCUGUGGACAAAGUCACGCAACGGAUCAUCAAGGAACAGAGAGAGUAUCUGGACGAGCUGAAGCAGUACAGCCCCACCUACAGCCAGUGGGCGGAGUCAGAGGAGGAGCUGGCCGAGCCGCUGAGGGCCGUGGCCAGCUGCGUGGAGCGAUGCGGUCUGGAAACGGAGGAGCAGAUCCAGCAUCUGUCUGAAGUCCUCGUCCCUGCUCUGCACGAGUACGUCCUCUGUGCCGAGACCCUGAAGGCUGUUAUGAGACGGAGAGACAACAUCCAGGCGGAGUUCGAAGCCAAGAAGGAGGCCCUGGAAUCCAGAAGAGUGGACCAAGAAGCACUACAGACACGAGGUGGAUGGUCUGGCGGACCGCGUGGAGCUAGCCAACAACGCCUUGAAGGGGGACUGGUCCCACUGGAAGAACAGCAUGAAGAACUGACCUCAAAUCAGCCUUUCUAUCCACCGCCGAGAAGAACGUGGGGUACUACGAGCAGUGCCUGGCUGUGUGGGAGUCGUUCCUCCUGUCUCAGAGAGUGGAGCCCAGCGAGCACAACGAUGGGGAAGACGCCUCUUAGAGGUGUGGACACGAUCCAAACGCCUGUCCAGCAGACACUGUUGUCUCUCCAGCACAACCAAAAAUAGACUUUGAACCAAUGUCCACUUAUGCCAACAUGCAUCAUGUAAGAAACAAGCACGCUCUUCAUUCUAUGUCUCUGUCUGUCUGUCUCUGUCUGUCUGUCUGUCUGUCUCUGUCUGGCCAAAGAAGUUGAUGCAAACCAGCCAUUCCAGUGAUAAUGGUGCAACCAACACUGUGAUCCAACUAUCCACAUUUUAAGGGUUAAACUUGUCUUUGUGCCUUGCCAAAAGUUAAAAGAAGACUCCUGGCUCUUCUUUCCAAUACUUAGGUAGAUUAGUAUGGAUUUACAAUACACAGGCUCUGAUUGGUCGGGAUCCAGCAUGAAGUCCGCCUUGUGUUUUGGCCAAGUCACAGCUAGAAGCUUUGAUCUAAUUGGAUCAAGUAAAUUAAUAAUAAUAAUAAUGCAAUAGCACGCCUUUGACUGAAAGGUCUUGCAUCUAUAAUGUGUUGUCAUUUAUUUCAUAUAGACGAAUCAGCCAGUGCAGAUUUAUACAAAGAGUGUACACUAAAAAGUAAAAUUAUAAAAUGUCAUCAGAAGAAAUGCAUUGAACCUCCAUCUAGAGCUCGGGUUCUCAGAAUGCUCUCAGUAACAGGACUGGUGGUCUCCCGGUGCCCAGAAGCCUUAACUGAUCUGGUUGUUUGGGCCCAUGGAGAUUUCACGUUUACAUGUCGGAUGAAGACCAGCUACAGUGUCUUUGUAACAGAACGCUCAAAAAUAAUGUUUUUAUACUGAUAUCUUUUUUCUCUUGCUUGCUUUUAUCACUGCUUAUGUAAAAAAAGGUAAGAAUAAAGUUGAUUUUGAGAUGUUGCGAUAAUAAUAAAGACACAAGCUCACACCAU